GUGGGGACCCUGAAUCGAAACCCAGCCUCCUGCUGGCGCUGCCACAGCCACCGUGAGGGCCUCGGCCAUCCAAGGGUCUCCCAGGUGACCUUCGCCCCACCCCAGGAAGCCAUGACAGAGGCCAGGAAGCUGCCCCCACCACUGCCCCCUCGGCUGGACUGGUUCGUGCACACCCAGUCGGGCCAGCUGGCCCAAGACGCGGUCCCCGAGUGGUUCCAUGGUGCAAUCUCAAGAGAGGAGGCUGAGAACCUGCUGGAGUCGCAGCCACCAGGAUCCUUUCUCAUCAGGGUCAGCCACAGCCACGUGGGCUACACACUCUCCUACAAAGGCCAAAGCAGCUGCUGCCAUUUCAUGGUGAAGCUCUUGGAUGAUGGGAGUUUCAUGAUCCCCGGGGAGAAGGUGGCCCACACCUCGCUAGACGCCCUGGUCACCUUCCACCAGCAGAAGCCAAUUGAGGCGCUCGGGGAGCUGCUGACACAGCCCUGCAGGCAGAAGGAUCCCGCGAAUGUGGAUUACGAGGACCUCUUCCUCUACUCCAACGCAGUGGCCGAGGAAGCUGCCUGCCGGGUGUCUGCACCUGAGGAGCCCUCCCCAAAGCCAGUCCUGCUUCACCAAUCAAAGGAAAGGAAGCUGUCAGCAGAGAUGAACAGAAUAACCACUGAGGAAGCCACUUCCUCCUGCCCCUCAAAAGCCCCUCUGGGAGAGGCCCGUCAGAAACUCUGGAGGAACCUCAAAAUGCUCCCCGAGAGAGGCCAGAGGGUCCGGCAGCAGCUGAAAACCCACCUCGCCACUGUGAACUUGUCGUCACUCUUGGAUGUCCGGAGAUCCACGGUGACCUCAGGCCCUGGGACCAGAAAAGGCAGCCAAGAACCGUCAGGGGACACCACCUUAAGGGACAGAGUCUACCCGGACCCCUUUGUUGCCACGUCCCUUGAAAACCCCUCAGAGCCUCAGGCGCCAAAAGACAGAAAGAUCCCCACCAGGAAGGCCGAGAGGUCGGCCAGCUGCAAUGAGGUGACUUCAGGGAGCAGGAGCUGGCACCAAACGGUAGUGAGAGCUGUAUCCUCCCAGGACUCCAAGCCGGAGUGCCAGGGCUUGGCAGAGCCUGAGAAUGACCAGCUCCCAGAGGAGUACCGACAACCGCCACCCUUUGCCCCUGGGUACUGCUAGAGAAUGGGUCCACCCCGGCUCUGGGACUCUUGGUGCCAGGGGUUGCCACACUCCUGGAUGUCCUAACAGUUCUUCCAUGGCCCCAGACCACGGCAUUCGGGAAUCUUGGGGAACCCGGGAAAUGGAAUAAAGACGUUUUGGGAGUCUGUUCCUACAGUCACCCGUGGGGUGAGCUGGUUAUUUUAGCAAUAAUCAUCAGAGUAAUCCUGAUGGUUUGGGGUACCUCCUGUCCAUUAGCCCCUGCACCGGACCCACUGUAUCCAUUAUUUGAUAUCCCAGAGCAAGCCCCUUAGGUAGCGUUAUCCUCCACGUUUUGAAGAAGAGACUGAGGUUCAGAGAGGAGGAGAGGCGUGAGCAAGGCUACAGAGCUAUGGGUGUCAGCACCAGGAAUUGAAGCCAGGUGAAUCACCGAGCCGUCUUCCCACGUCAUCUGUUUGUUCUGUUGUCUAAAAGCACACUGCAUGCUGGGCGAGGCGGCACAUGCCUGUAAUCCCAGCACUUUGGGGGGUCGAGGUAGAUGGAUCACUUGAGGCCAGGAGUUCGAGACCAACCUGACCAAUAUGGUGAAAUCCCGUCUCUACUAAAAAUAAAAAAUUAGCCCGGUGUGGUGGCGGGCACCUGUAAUCCCAGCUACUCGGGAGGCUGAGGCAGGAGAAUCGCUUGAACCUGGGAGGCUGAGGUUGCAGUGAGCCCAGAUCAUGCCACUGCACUCCAGCCUGGGCGACAGAGCAAGUCUC
Molecule: messenger RNA, 1907 nt
Organism: Cebus imitator (Panamanian white-faced capuchin)
Lineage: Eukaryota; Metazoa; Chordata; Mammalia; Primates; Cebidae
Gene: HSH2D
Product: hematopoietic SH2 domain containing
Exons: 6
Coding region: 112-1170 (352 amino acids)
Cellular component (GO): cytoplasm
Source: RefSeq, a predicted model, not a curated record